Messenger RNA from Aspergillus nidulans FGSC A4, 1442 nucleotides. Its product is annotated as nucleoside transmembrane transporter FUN26. Gene Ontology annotation, biological process: nucleobase transport; nucleoside transmembrane transport; nicotinamide riboside transport. Lineage: Eukaryota; Fungi; Ascomycota; Eurotiomycetes; Eurotiales; Aspergillaceae. Gene Ontology annotation, cellular component: membrane. Gene Ontology annotation, molecular function: nucleoside transmembrane transporter activity. The record is from RefSeq and is a predicted model, not a curated record. Bases 108 to 1442 code for a protein of 444 amino acids. The transcript has 2 exons.
GGUGUCCAGGCCCUAAUCGGCACUUUUGAUAAUGGGCCUAGCUCUGUUACACUCCUAAUUACAAUUCGAAUUCACAGUGACCUGGAUUUGGCUCUGAUUGGUAUAAUAUGGACCGCUUCCGAAGAUGGAUCGCUCCUACCGCAGAUUAUGAGCCUAUCCAAGAGCCUACAGUCUACGGCGAUGAUCUAGAUACACAGCCCAGACAAACCCAGUCCGGUCCACCUUUCUCAAGGCCUGUAUAUUGGGUGUUCUUUAUAUUGGGAGUAUCAAUGUUAUGGGCAUGGAAUAUGUUUCUCGCUGCCGCACCGUUCUUUCAUCAGCGAUUCCAACAGGAUGAAUGGGCGAUAUCUCACUACCAAUCAUCCAUAUUGUCUGUAUCGACCGUCACCAACCUGGGUUCCGUCUUCGUGCUCGCAAAGCUACAGGAAUCAGCGUCAUAUCCGAGACGGAUUAUCGUAUCGUUAAUGAUCAACAUUGGUAUAUUUACAUUGCUUGCUUUCUCGACGCUUGUGCUCAAGAACGCCCCGGUGUUGGUGUACUUCUGGUUCGUCAUGGUCAUGGUGUUUGGGGCUAGCAUGGCCACGGGAAUCAACCAGAACGGAGUCUUCGCGUACGUCUCGGGUUUCGGGAGAGAGGAAUAUACCCAAGCAAUUAUGAGCGGCCAAGGGGUGGCGGGUGUAUUACCUUGUCUAGCUCAGAUGAUGUCCGGCCUUGCAGUUUCAGAACGUGGAAAGCAGCAGGCACCGGAGGCGUCCUGGAAAUCAGCCUUCGGAUGCUUUAUAACCGCAACAGUCGUCUCAUGUCUGACACUGGUCUCAUUUGUCUGGCUCACAAAGCGACAAUCCCUGCACAUCAUAGACGACGAAUCUGGAUCGACAAACACCGACGACCAAACACCAAUGAAAACAGUGAGCCUAAGGACUCUCUUCUCGAAGCUGCGCCUCUCCGCCAUCUCAAUUUAUCUCUGCUUCGUAAUAACAAUGAUUUUUCCCGUUUAUACUUCCAAAAUCGAGUCCGUCAACGACGGCUCAUCCUCUUCGCGCCUCUUUCACCCGGCCGCCUUCAUCCCUCUAGCAUUCUUCUUCUGGAACGCAGGCGACCUACUCGGCAGAACGCUAGUAAUCAAGCCCCGCUACUCACUAGCUCAUCGUCCCUGGGCUCUCUUUAUACUCGCCAUCGCUCGAUCUGGCUUCAUUCCACUCUACCUGCUCUGCAAUGUCAGCGGUCGGGGAGCCAUAGUCUCAAGCGAUUUCUUCUACCUCUUCAUUGUUCAAGGUCUGUUUGGCAUAACGAAUGGGUAUUUGUCGAGUUGCUGCAUGAUGGGAGCCGGUUACUUCGUCUCGGCAGAAGAACGUGAACCUGCUGGCGGGUUUAUGAGUCUCAUGCUUGUUGCCGGUCUGGCAACAGGCAGCUUGUUGAGUUUCCUUGCUUCUGGAACGUAG